This is a messenger RNA of Colletotrichum gloeosporioides, 2073 nucleotides long. RefSeq lists its product as uncharacterized. NCBI's taxonomy places the organism in Eukaryota, Fungi, Ascomycota, Sordariomycetes, Glomerellales, Glomerellaceae. The coding region runs from base 1 to 2073 and encodes 690 amino acids. The transcript has 7 exons. The record is from RefSeq and is a predicted model, not a curated record.
AUGUUCAAGGGACACUCAACAGAAGACGACGAGCAGCUGGCGGCGCAGCAACAGCCGCCGCCAGCAACUGCUGCAGCAGCACUCCAACCAAUCGUAGACCCGUCAAAUACGCCAACUCAAUCGGACUUUAGCUACUCGAGCCAAUCUACGAUGGGACAGGAACCGGAGAUCGUGGAGGCACAUGAGGACGAGAGGCCCACGGACAGCCACCACCUUGCAGACAUGGCGACCAAGGAGACACCAAUCGAAGAGAAGGGACAUGCACAGAUGGACCACAACGAGGUCGAGGUCAAGAACUUGGGCUGGAACACCCACGCCAAAGAGGUCGCGCAGCCGAUGGUUGGUGGCUUGUCAAAUGAAGAACUUUGGAUCCUCGUCCGACGUUUCGACAAGCAAGUAUUCCACGUCAAAUCGAUCCCAGAACCCCCGCUGGCAUCUCUCGACCUUAACAUUGCAGACGAGGAGGAGUUUUCGCCCGACAAACUUCGCGCCCACGUCGAACGCCUGUACAUGACAGUCAUCGUUGGCGCAUUCUCAUUCUGGAAGCACAUCGUUCGCAUCCGAUCGUGGCGCGAGUGGAAGCGCACUUCGGCCUUUCUGUCCGUCUACACCGUUGCAUGGCUGCUUGACUUUGUUAUCCCCGUUCUCGUCAGCUUCCUCAUUGUCCUUGUCUUAGUUCCCGAAGCCCGCACCUUCUGCUUCCCUCCCGCUCCCGCAUCCCUCAUCGAUAGCAAGACUGGCGGCGUCAAGAAGCCCGCUUCAGGCGUCCUCGCUUCCGACGACUCCAUCACGGGAGCCCCCGAGAAGCAUGCAGGCGAAGCCGUGGAACAGGAAGCGCACAGCUUCGUGACAAGCAUCUCAUCGCUGGUCAUCAGCACCGCGGCGGGCAAACAUCCUCAAGGCGAUCCCCACACCGACACUGCUGCGCCGGACCCUACUAAUAUCACUGAAGAUGUCGUCAACGCCAAGGACAAGACCGGCGGGGCUACGUCACCUACUCACCACGACAAGACCAAGAAGCCGGUCUCUGAGACGGUCUGGACCCAGGCGAGGCCUGUGAUGCAUGCUAUUGCAGAUUUGGUUGAUACGUACGAACGAUUUGGAAACGCCCUCAGCCCGACACCACCGUUCCCCCAACAACGGCCCCGACUUAUCCUGGCCAGCGUCCUGCUCCCCAUGCUCCUCGGAUCGCUCUUCACAACUUCCUACAUGCUUAUCAAGGGAACCGGAUUCAUCGUCGGCUUUACCUUCUUCGGCGACCCGAUUAUCCAAAGAGGCCUGGUGUUCAUCAACCGCACCUACCCUCAUUGGAAAAAGUAUGUUGAAUUGCGAAACACCAUUCUCAAGGGCAUUCCCACAAAUGCCCAGCUUACGAUCACGCUGCUCCGUAUCGGUGAGAGAAACAAGGCGCCCCUGCCGCCGCCGCCCGUGUCUUCGACGCCCCCUCCUGAUGAGCCUCACGCCACUGCGGGUCAAGGCCUAGAGCAUCUUGGCGUCGACCAAGACGAGAUAGACGAAGCCAUUCAGCCCGACGAGGUGGCCCUUGCCCCGGCAGAGUCGGAGACCGAGGAGCACAAGCAGAAGAAGGGCCACCGGAUUUUGAACUUUAUCAAGAGUACCGCCAAGGGCGGAAUCAACACCACACUCGCAGCGGACAAGGUCAAGGCCAAGGUCGGAGCCAAGCACGCAAAAGACCGCCUCGGCGUCGUCAAGAAGCAGCCCGAUCCUGAGAAGGGCCCGAUUAGUUUCCCGGCGAGAUACAAGGGUAAGCGGGGUCACGCAUUCAUCACAGCUACCGCUACGACUCCGGCGUUGAGUUGGACAACGGAGGCGGAAGAUGUAAAACCUGUGUGGUCUGUCGCUAUUGGGGAUAUCCAAGAAAUCCGCAAGGUUGGAGGUCUCGGAUGGAAGUCCAAGAUCUUUGUGGGGUGGGCGACUGAUCGUGAGAUUGCCGAUGGACUCAUCAUCACUGAUACCAUGGGCAAGGAGCACCAUCUCACUGCGAUUGUCACCAGGGAUGAACUGUUCAACCGGCUGGUUGCAAUGGGGGCCCAGAUGUGGGAGGCAUGGUAG